AUGGGCAUUUUCGGCAUUUCGUUUAGUGCUAGUGGAGGGUAUAUUGCGAGCAGCCAGGAUGUGAUUACCAAACUCAGAACGACGAAUCCAGGAUACAACUACGGCGAGGCACCCGUACCAGCUGUGAUGGCACAGAUUAUUGCUUCUAUGAAAAUCAUCCUCGCCAAUGGGGAGGGAAGUGGUGGAGGAAACACCCGACUGAAGCAGCUGCUCUGGAACUCGCGCUAUCUCCGUCAAGGUCUGAGACGAAUUGGAUAUACUGUUUAUGGCAAUGAAGACUCACCGAUUGUGCCCGCACUUCUCUUGAGCCCGGCUAAAACGCCAGUAUUUUCGCGCGAGAUGCUUCCGUGGAAGAUCUCUGUCGUCGUCGUCGCCUAUCCUGCGACUCCGUUGCAUUGUCUGGAGUGCGCUGAAGCGCUGAAGCGAUGCACACAAAGAAUGACCUGGACUACGUACUAUCUUCAUGUGAAGAGCUUUGUAGUGUGCUUCCGUUGA
This is a messenger RNA of Aspergillus pseudonomiae, 495 nucleotides long. Its product is annotated as pyridoxal phosphate-dependent transferase. The record is from RefSeq and is a predicted model, not a curated record. Gene Ontology annotation, cellular component: serine palmitoyltransferase complex. Lineage: Eukaryota; Fungi; Ascomycota; Eurotiomycetes; Eurotiales; Aspergillaceae. The transcript has a single exon. The coding region runs from base 1 to 495 and encodes 164 amino acids. Gene Ontology annotation, biological process: sphingosine biosynthetic process; ceramide biosynthetic process. Gene Ontology annotation, molecular function: pyridoxal phosphate binding; serine C-palmitoyltransferase activity.